UGCCUCAUCAAAUUCAGCAGAUUGCAAAGAUUACACACUCCAACAACACAUUUUGAGAGAGAGAGAGAGAGAGAGAAAGGACAAUAAUGGAGGAUGAUAAAAGAAAAGAAAAUAAAGAACUGAAUAGAGAAGAAGAAGAAGAGUUGAACAUGGCGGAUGAAGAUCAUCAUAUGACAACCGUUGAUUGGAAAGGCAGACCUUCCCACUCUCUAAACCAUGGAGGAAUGAAAGCUGCCGUCUUUGUUCUUGGGCUUCAAACAUUUGAGAUAAUGGGGAUAGCAGCAGUUGGGAACAAUCUGAUAACUUAUGUUAUAAAUGAGAUGCACUUUCCACUUUCAAAAUCUGCAAACAUAGUCACCAACUUCAUCGGAACAAUCUUCAUUCUUGCACUUCUUGGCGGUUAUCUUUCUGAUUCUUAUCUAGGAUGUUUCUGGACCAUGCUUAUCUUUGGUUUUAUUGAGCUCUCUGGUUUCAUAUUAUUGUCAGUCCAAGCCCAUCUGCCCCAAUUGAAGCCAGCAAAAUGUAACAUGAUAAAUGGAGACAAUAUUAUUUGUGAAGAGGCAAAAGGCUUGAAGGCUCUAACAUUCUUUGUGGCACUCUAUUUAGUAGCAUUAGGGAGUGGUUGUGUAAAACCUAAUAUGAUUGCUCAUGGAGCUGACCAAUUCAAUAAAGAUGAUAAUCAUGGUUCCAAUCAGUCCAAGAAACUUUCUUCUUAUUUCAACGCCGCUUAUUUUGCAUUCUCGGUUGGUGAACUGGUUGCCCUAACGCUUUUGGUCUGGGUCCAAACUCAUUCUGGCAUGGAUAUUGGCUUUGGCUUGUCGGCUAUCACCAUGGCUAUGGGCUUGGUUUGUUUGGUUUGUGGUACACUUGUUUAUCGGAAUAAGCCUCCCCAAGGAAGCAUCUUGACUCCAAUUGCUCAAGUAAUUGUAGCAGCAUUUUUAAAGAGAAAGCAAGUUUACCCAUCUAACCCACAAAUGCUACAUGGAAGUCAAAACAAGACUCUAAGUCUCCAUACACAAAGAUUCAGGUUCUUGUACAAGGCUUGUAUAAGAACAAGCCGAGUCGACAACAAUGAAAGUGCAUGGAAGCUAUGUACGAUGGCUCAGGUCGAACAAGUGAAGAUUCUUUUAUCGGUCAUCCCAAUAUUCGCGUGCACAAUAGUGUUCAACACCAUCUUGGCUCAACUCCAAACAUUCUCAGUUCAACAAGGAAGUUCUAUGAAUACCCAAAUCACUAAAUCUUUCCAUAUUCCCCCGGCCUCUCUCCAAUCCAUCCCUUAUAUAAUCCUCAUCGUAUUGGUCCCUCUUUACGACACUUUCUUCGUUCCCUUUGCUAGAAAAUUCACCGGCCAUGACUCAGGAAUCAAACCCUUGAACAGGAUCGGCAUUGGCCUAUUUGUAGUCGUAUUUUCAAUGGUUUCGGCUGCUUUAAUGGAAAACAAAAGAAAGAAUGCAGCUUUACAUGACGGAGAAAUUAUAUCCAUCUUUUGGAUCACGCCUCAAUUCUUAAUCUUUGGGAUAUCGGAGAUGUUUACUGCGGUUGGACUCAUUGAGUUCUUCUACAAUCAGUCGUUAAAAGGAAUGCAAUCUUUUUUAACCGGUUUGACUUAUUGUUCAUACGCAUUUGGUUUCUUUUUGAGCUCGGUCUUGGUUUCUUUGGUGAAUAAGGUAACCUCUAGCUCGUCGGGUGGAGGUUGGUUGAGCAAUAAUGAUCUCAACAAGGACCGGUUAGAUAUGUUCUAUUGGUUGCUAGCUGUUCUAAGCUUGCUUAACUUCUUCAACUAUCUUUUUUGGGCAAGAUGGUACUCGAGGAAUCUUUGUGGAUCAGCCUCGUCUGAAUUUGGCUUCGAGAACAUUAUGGGAAACAAUAAUACUAACAACCAUUUGAACCCAUCAAAGUGUGAUGGAGAUCAUGAUAUUAUUAAUGCCCAUAUACCUUGAAGUUCAUGUUUGACCUAAUUAACUACUAUAUAUAUAUAUUACAAUACAAAAAAUAAAACUAAAAAAUGAUUUAUGUUAGUACUGUCUAAGUGCUUUUAGUCAUGAUACAAAAUAUAUGGAGAAAAUUGAUGGUAUUCAUCAUAAAGAAUGACCAAAAGGGUUCCUUGGGAAUUAAGACGUUGUAAUAUGUGUGAAAAGAAUGGUAAUUUAGGACACCUUUUGUGGUUUGAAAUAUAUGAAUUUUAUAUUGAAAAUAAUCAUUUGUUA
Messenger RNA from Impatiens glandulifera, 2207 nucleotides. Its product is annotated as protein NRT1/ PTR FAMILY 4.3-like. Gene Ontology annotation, molecular function: transmembrane transporter activity. The coding region runs from base 87 to 1940 and encodes 617 amino acids. Lineage: Eukaryota; Viridiplantae; Streptophyta; Magnoliopsida; Ericales; Balsaminaceae. Gene Ontology annotation, cellular component: membrane. The record is from RefSeq and is a predicted model, not a curated record. Gene Ontology annotation, biological process: transmembrane transport. The transcript has 5 exons.